AUGGGGUAUACCAUCUUCAAAUAUAUAUAUAUAUAUAUGAUGAUGACUAAUCACUAUAUACUUCUUCUUCUUCUUUCUUCUCUCUCUCUCUCUCUCUCUCUCUCUCUCUCUCUCUCUCUCUCUCUCUCUCUCUCUCUCUCUCUCUCUCUCUCUCUCUCUCUCUCUCUCUCUCUCUCUCAAAUGAUGAUGAUCAAAGACAAAUGGAGGAUGAAGAUGAAUAGUAGUAGUGAUCACUUGAUGAUCAUGAAUAAUAAUUCUUAUGAUCAUCAUGAGAUUUCAUCAUCAUCUUUACCAUGGGGUAUUAGUAGUGUAAUUAAGAACUAUUCAUGUAGCUUUUGCAAAAGACAAUUUAAGUCAGCUCAAGCUCUUGGUGGUCAUAUGAAUGUUCAUAGAAGAGAGAGAGCUAGGUUAAGACUCUUACCUCCUCCUCCUCCCACCUCCAUUAAUAAUGCACCACAACAUUCUUCAAACCCUAACCCUAACCCUAAUAACUCAAACCCUAAUAUUUAUCCAAGCCCGAACCCUAGCCCUAGCCCUAACUCAAACCCUAAUAUUUAUCCAAACCCAGACCUUAACCCUAGCCCUAAUAAUUUGUCUUCAUCUUCAUCAUCACCAUCACCUUCUUCAUUAUUACCAUCACAUUAUUCAUCAUCGUCUACUUUAUACAAGCAAAAUAAGAAAUCGAUAUUCAUGAUGAACUUCAAAGCUGAUCAAAACAACUGUGUUGUUCCUUUUACAAAUUCUUAUUCUUAUUCUCAUUCUCUUUCUAUUGAUGACCGCUUGCAACAAUGUUUAGAUCAACAACAAGAAGAUGACUACUUGAAGAAAUUGAUGAUGAGGAAUAUUACUAGUACUACAGAAAAUAUUAAUAAUGUUAGGUUAGACUUGGAAUUGGAGUUGGGUUUGCUCAAAGGUCAUGAUCUAAAGGAGAAUGAUGAUGUGCUGGAUUUGGAGCUUCGUCUAUAGCUAUAAAUUGGGCUUGACUGAAUCAGAGAACCCUGAGAGAUUUACAUCAUCAAUCAUCAUCAUCAUCAAAUUAAGUGUUGGUAUUGGAAAUCAUAAAUUAGUCACUUUAUAUAUAUAAUAUAUAUAUUUAAGAGUGUAUAUUUGAUGAUGUAAGAUUGUGUAUCUCCAUUAUUGUGAUUAUUCUCUACAAAGUAGAAACUGCAAAAAUAUUGCCAUUUUCGGAAACCAUUGUUUUUUUUUCUUU
Molecule: messenger RNA, 1210 nt
Organism: Cannabis sativa
Lineage: Eukaryota; Viridiplantae; Streptophyta; Magnoliopsida; Rosales; Cannabaceae
Product: zinc finger protein 11
Exons: 2
Coding region: 1-966 (321 amino acids)
Source: RefSeq, a predicted model, not a curated record